Molecule: messenger RNA, 339 nt
Organism: Prorocentrum cordatum
Lineage: Eukaryota; Dinophyceae; Prorocentrales; Prorocentraceae
Source: the annotation of a GenBank genome assembly
AUGCGGAAUGCAAUGUUGAUGCCAACUGCCGUCAGCUACAAUGCUGCAAUCAGCUCGUGCGACAAAGGCAAACAGUGGCAGCGGGCGCUGUAUCUGCUGAGCGAGUCGGUGGGAGCACUAGUGGAGCCAAGCGUUAUCGGUUAUAACGCAGGUGUGAGCGCUUGCGAGAAAUGUGGGCAGUGGCGGCAUGUUUUGUCGUUGGUGUUUGGUGACAUGUUAGCGGCGAAGCUAGAGCCCGACGUCAUCGCGUGCACCGCUGGGAUCAGCGCGUGUGAGAAAGGUGGGGUGCGCAGCACCUGGACAAGUGCUGGACAGUUGUUGGUACCCUGGUCUCCGUGA